AUGAAUGAAAGUAGGGUAUACAAAGUUCAGUUAGCAGUAGCAGGUGAUGAGGAGAUACCUGAAGAUGUAGUCAAUGUGCAGGAUCCGAAUGAAGAUGAUGAGGAGCUCUCUCUUCAGUAUAUCCCUCUCUCUCUUUCCCUCAGUGAUGGAUUACAAGAAAACACUGUUGCACUGUUUUGUACAUUUGAUGCAAAAGUAACUAAUUCAUUUCAAACUCCAGCACUAGAUGAACAAAAUGAUAAAAUUUAUCAGGAGGUGGAAAACUUUCUUCACUCUUUACUGCCACAAGAGGAAGACAGAAACAGUAGUAAAAGGAUUCCUGAUUCUAUAUAUUGGAAAGAAACCUCUAGCCGAGAUAUGUACACUCCAGAUUUUGACAGUGACAGUGAUAAUUUACAAAGCAUGGGGUCUUCAUGUAGUUCUGCAUCUGGUUCAUUUGAGUGCUUGAAUUUGAAAGAUUUAGAACCGUCAGCUCCAGUUGUGGCUCAAAAACUUUUAAACAAAGAGGAAACAGAAAAAAAUGCUUCUAGACAGUGGGAUUCUGAAGAAUCUGAGGAGGAUAUUGAUAUCUCUCAAAGACAUCUUAAUUCAGAUGAAAUGGAGAAUUUUAUGAGAAUAAUGUCUCCCACAUUUGAAAACCCCCAAGAAAAUGAUAAUAGUAUUGAAGCUUCUUCAGAUUAUUCUAGCUUCUCAGCAUUAAAGAAUUGCAGUUUUUUGGGUUCACAUACAAUGAUCCCUAAAGAAACAAAUAGUUACAACCAACAAUUUGAGAUGGGCUCUCAGUAUCUACAAAGUAACUUACUUUCAAAAAGUAUAGAAGAAGAGACCUGUGACUUAGAUAACAGCACCUCAAGAUGCCAAGAAAUGAUCAAAGGUCCAAAAAAUGAAUGGGAAAAAGAUUUAAACAUGAAUAGAAAUAUAAGAAUACACCUAGGUAAAAUUGAAAAUUUUGAUGAGGAAAAUGGAAGCUACCAAGAGACACCAGCUCUUCUACACUCAUCAGUACUAGAUGGAUAUGGUAGAAGAAGUAAUCAAGAAACAUUGGUUGCUUUAAACCCUUCAGUACCAGACAAUUGUCAAUUUUCAAUAUCAGAUGAUAAAAAUGAAACAAACUAUCCAGACAUAUCAAGUUCCCAGAACUUUACAAAACCACAAGAAGAAAAUGAGUCUCAUAAAAACUUCCCACGUAAUCAACUACAGAAUAUCCAAGAAAUUGGCUCCGGAUGGUUUGGACAAGUUCUGGAAGGAGAGGCCCAAAACAUCAUCCCUCCUCAACGAAAAACUAAAGUGGUAGUGAAAAUUCUACGUGAAGAUGCUUCACCAUCUGAACGUGCAUCGUUUUUACAUGAAGUUCGACCAUUCAGAGACCUUAAUCAUCCUAAUAUUGUGCAUCUGUUAAGUCAGUGUCUAGAGACUGAUCCAUUCCUCAUCCUCAUGGAACAUUUCACCAUGGACAUGAAAGCAUUCUUAAUCCAACAUCGACAUGAUUCAGAGCAGCUACAGAAGGAAGGUGGACUUCUGAGCAUGGCCUGUGAUAUUGCAAAUGCUCUACAACACAUGCAUGAACAUGGGUUUAUUUGGAUAGAUGUAGCAACGCGCAACUGUGUCGUUUCUGUUGAUCUAACCGUGAAGAUUGGAGAGUAUGGAACAUCAAUUCAUAAAUAUAAGGAUGACUAUUAUAGCCUCGGAGAUGUCACUCUUCCAGUUCGUUGGUGUGCACCAGAAUCCGUGUUAUGUACUAAAACUACCAUAGAGAUCAAAGAGCUCACAAAGGAAUCAAAUAUCUGGUCAUUUGGUGUUUUGUUAUGGGAAACAGUAGAGUUUGGAAGACAGCCAUACACAAACUUGACAGAUGAAGAAGUCCUACAGAAGGUUAUUAGUCAACAAACAGUUCAGUUAGAGAAGCCCAGGACUUAUUGUAUUCAUGCUGACAAACUGUUCGGAAUUAUGAAACUAUGCUGGAAGUCGGUUUGUGAUCGCCCCAUGAUCCAGAAAGUUGCAGCACUCUUGAAAUACCUCUAUGAAAACAAGGAUGUUCCCUCGGACUCUUCAACAUUUGAAAUUAAGUGGAAUGCUUUGCAGAACAUUUCAAAGGAUCAUAACAUUUCCGUACUUUCUAGUCCAUCCAAGAUUCAUAUGCGGUUUGAAAAUGAUUUUAUUCUGAAUAACAAACACGAAUUGCAGAAAGAAAGAGAAAAAUUGACAGAAAUGGAAUAUUCAUGUGAGGAAAUCUCUCCUUCACAAGAGUCUCUUUCUACAGAGGACAAAAUUGGUUUUAGAAUAAAUUCACAUAUUUCUCAAAGCCUCCAGAACUUGCGAGGAAGUAUAGAUGAUCUAAAUGAAGAUAAACAAUUUCAAAGCAUGGAAAGCUUAGACUGUACAGAGAUUCAAGAAAGGAAAAUUUCAUACCCUGAAUCUCCUGAAAGGAGUUCAUAUAGUAGUAUUACUGCUCAACAGAUUUCUGAUGCCAUUAAAGACUUGGAUAAUAUGUUGGCUAAUGAAGCUUCAUCAUCUGGGGAAACAUCUAAAAGAACUUCUCCUAAGAAAAAUUGGGAAAAUGAAGAUACAUGGAAUUCAGACCCAAAAAUUGAAGGUAAUUCAUCUGUUACAUAUAAUCAGUUUCCUUUUAAAGGUCUUCACGUAAAAGAUAGCUCCAACUGGAAACCAUGUGCUUGGUCAGAGACAUCAAGAAUGAUAUCAGAUAUUGAUUCAGAAAACACCUUUGUUCAAUUUGAAAAGAACUAUGAACUUGUAAGUAAUAAAGAUGAAUUUAAAAACGUUUCAUCUCAGGAAAAGUCUCAAGCUAAGAAUAAGAUAGAGUGUAUGCAGUUGUAUACAGCAGACUUAGAUCAAAGUAAUGAUUGGGUUGGGUUACCUUCUUUAGAAAACAAGUCAGAAUUGGACAAGUAUACUUUUGUUCACCACAGUAACAAGGAAAUACCCAGUGAGGAAUUGGAAGAACAACAAAUAGAGAUUAAAAAACUGUGCUUACCUAUUACAGCUGUUUCACAAAUAACUAAUUAUUCUUUGCCUGAUCAACAAGAAAUUAUGAAUUCUUCAGAUAUAGACUACAAACUUAAGUUCUUUACUCAUACAGAAAAUUACAAUUCACAAUCAUUGUCAAUAAAUGCAAAAGGCCUACUCUCAGGAAGUGCCUGUGAAGAAGAAUUGCUUUCAAAAGCUGCACCAGGCUAUGUAAGUGCUUGUUUUGAUAAUACUAGCUCAUGUAUAAAUGCUUCGAUCACUGUAACAUCACCUAUCUGUAUCCAUCCUGCUUCUGUCUGUACAUCUGCCCCUGCUGGUGGUGGUCUUAUUAGUUCAACCUCCCCUCUAUCUAUUAGAAACUAACAACCUAGUUUCCUCUCCUGAAACUAACUAUGCUUAUUGUGUAUCUGAUUCUGAAGACUAUGAUCUAACACCUUCCUGUGCUGAGUCAAAUCCCCAUCUUGGUUCACCCUGUAAUAACAAUCAAUUAAGGUAUAGUGAUACUGAUACUUUUCUUUUGCUGAAUUCCAGAUACAUCACCAGUAAAUCAAGAGCAUGUCCAGAAGAUGUUGACAAUAACCAUGAAAAUUCUUAUGGUCCUGAAAUUGUACAAUUAAAAGGAACAGUGAAAAAUUUGAUUUCAAGCAAUAUAUCAGAAGAACCUUUAAAUGAUGUUGAUACUAGUACUGCAGUUGAAAAGGUUGAUGAUCUUAUCACAACCAGCAGCAUUUCUGUUGAACCGAGUAAUAUUCCAGUUCAACAUGAUUCCACUGUUCCACAAAACAAUUUUCCUCUUCGUGAUAUAUCAAGUACUAACAACAACCACAUGUAUUUGGACUAUCAGGCUAUUGAAGAAGCUAAUGUUAAUAAAGAGAGUGUUACAAAGCAAUUAGUUUUGUGUACUGGCACAAACAAACCUUGUUGUGUAACAGAUAAAAAUCAUAAAGUUAAUAAGAAAGCUUCCAUUGUUACAGCUAGAAACUGUGAUUAUAAAGAUGAUGGACAAAGUUUGUUACUUGAAAGGGAAGAUGCUGUACUUGACAGUGUUCUUCAAGAGCAUCCUGCAGAUAAUUUAUUUCCAGAUUCAGACUUGAGUGGCAAUGAUAGUGCUUUUCCCAUUAAAGAAGAGAAUAUUGAAGAUGAACAAAAAAACAACACAUCUCUAAUUGAUGGGGAAAUUCAUCAUAUAAGAGGUACCCAUGUCAAGUAUGUUCAGUCCCAAGCUGAAAAAAAUCAAAAUCCCAGUAGCCAAAGUUUCUGUCAUCAGGAAACUUUUAGUAAAGACUCCUGUUGUCAUGAAAUUUCUUUUAACUCAGAAUUAUAUAAGGAUGUUCCUUCUUUACCUAAUAAUUUAUCACCAAAGACGCUACCAACAUUUAAACCCAAAGAAGUAACUUCAGAAUGUUUCUUUGAGAAAGUAGUUCAUUCUUCAGGAGAAUUUAAUUCUAACUGGCAAAGUACUUUUCCCAGUGCAGGUCCUUUAAAAGUCAUGGAUGAAUCAAGUGAUAGGUGCAUAACAUCAGAAAAUAAGAAAAUACUAGAUUUACCUUGUCCCUUUAGCAGUGUUUAUAUGGAUAAACAGGGUGAAAAAGUUGAUUUGGAGAUAUUUUCAAAAUCUGACACUAAUUCUGAAAAAUGGGUAGUUAGGUCAUUUGAACCAGCUGGCUUGAAAGAGAUUACAAAACCAGUUGUUUGUAUGAAUAGUGAAGCAGAUUCUAGCUCACAGGUAAAAUCUUUACCCACUGAAAGUAUUGAACUGGAAGCACAAGAUAAUGAGUACAGACCUGCUAUAGUACCUUGUAAAUUGAUUGACCAGCAGUUUUCAUAUCAAGAUCUUGAUUGUUUAACGGCUGUGAGAGAUGAAGCAUUAGAAGAGCCUGAAGAGAGAUGUGCAAGGAACCUUAAACAAUAUAGAACUCCCAUGCAUGAAUCUUUUGUUGGACUGGCUUCAAGAACAGAUGAAAAUGGUCAUCUUAGUGACCUUACAACAGUACCAUUACAAAAUGAAUGUUUAGAUGAGACACUUACCAGUGAAGAACAAAAUGAGUACAAUAA
This is a messenger RNA of Limulus polyphemus (Atlantic horseshoe crab), 5040 nucleotides long. RefSeq lists its product as uncharacterized. Gene Ontology annotation, biological process: protein phosphorylation. The coding region runs from base 1 to 3348 and encodes 1115 amino acids. The record is from RefSeq and is a predicted model, not a curated record. The transcript is spliced from 12 exons. Lineage: Eukaryota; Metazoa; Arthropoda; Merostomata; Xiphosura; Limulidae. Gene Ontology annotation, molecular function: protein kinase activity; ATP binding.